AUGUCUCCCAACAGCAAACCCUGCACCCUCUGCACCACCCCCCGCGACAUCCUCGUGCGCUGCCAAACCGACUCAACAGGUAAAUGGCACUUCGUCUGCCCCGGCGCCUGCUGGCGAAGCGUCUCCGGUGGCGAGGAAGAUGCUCGCGGCUUUGAGAAGGAGUUUCCUCAUUAUCGGUAUGGAGGGAUGUGGAAGAAUCGACAUGCGGACGGGCCGACUAGUGCGAAGAAGCCGAGGAAGGUUGCGGAGAGGCAGAAGGAGAGGAGGGCUGGGAGGGGGGAGGAAGGGAAGGAGGAGUCUGGGGAGUGCUGA
Molecule: messenger RNA, 312 nt
Organism: Zasmidium cellare ATCC 36951
Lineage: Eukaryota; Fungi; Ascomycota; Dothideomycetes; Mycosphaerellales; Mycosphaerellaceae
Exons: 1
Coding region: 1-312 (103 amino acids)
Source: RefSeq, a predicted model, not a curated record